This is a messenger RNA of Spirodela intermedia, 2313 nucleotides long. The record is from the annotation of a GenBank genome assembly. Lineage: Eukaryota; Viridiplantae; Streptophyta; Magnoliopsida; Alismatales; Araceae.
AUGGAGAUGAGGGCAUGCGAAGAGACGGCGAUGUCGCGAGACGUCACGCCGGGGAUAGCUCCCCUCGCCGUCGCCCUCCACGACUCGUUCCUCUCCUCCCACUGCUCCUCCUGCUUCCUCCAGAUUCCUCCGUCACGAUUCGCCGCUGCGGAUUCCGUCGACGCCGGUGACCAUCCCCCGUCCUGCGGCGGCUGCGCCGGUCUCCGCUACUGUUCCGUGGAGUGUCGGAACGACGAUCUUGAUUUGCAUGCGUCCAGCGGCGAGUGCCAUUUCAUCCGCCUCGUCCACUUUGAUCGGCGCGACGAGACGACGGAUCUCCGCGCGGCUCUUCGCCUCCUGUGUUCCGUCAGGAAUUUAGGUUUCCUCCCUCCCCGGGGUGAACCGCGGCGUAUUUCCGGUCUACUGGCUGGUGGCCACGAGCAACUCGAAGAAGGAUGCGAGCUAUGGUUGCGGAUCAGGGAGGGAAGGAUGUUGAUGUCUCGGGCUCGAGAAAUGUUGCGAAACCAGAUUCUGGAAGGGGAAGAUGUGAACGACGGAUGCGACGGGGGUGGUGAGACAGAAGCGGCACUGUGGGUGGUUAUCACGAAUGGUGUAGAGGUGCAGAUCGGUGAGGGGCGCGCUAUCGGGAUCGGGGUCUACGGGCCGCGGUUUUCCUGGUUCAACCACAGCUGCUCCCCCAACGCCUGCUACCGGUUCGAGCUCCAUGGAUCCGAGUGUUUCCGAUGUGAUCGGGGCUCCCUGGUUUAUCCUUCCUCAACAGGGCCUGAAGACGACGCCAUGGUAUCGGCCGGCGCUUGCGAAUGAUGAACACAUUGAUUUGAUUUCCUCGUUCUCCUCACUCCUGUAACACUCUUAUCGAUCGAGUUCUUCCCUGUUUGCGAGAACAAUCAGUGAGAGUCACAGCCCCUAAUAAUACGAUUGCAGAUCACGACCUGGAUGGACGAUGAGAGAAGAUCAAAUCAAGGUAGACCUCUUCCUCGGCCCAUUAAUCUUUGGCAUCUUCACUUAUUUUCUUUAUAUGUAUUAUUUAAGUUCAUACUAGCUUUGUAAUCAGGAUCAUGUAGAUUUGCCCCUAGAGUUUCUGUAAGAAGCAUCAGACCUGUAAAAAAGGGAGAGCAAGUAUGCAUCACGUACACUGACCUGCUUCAGCCCAAGGUUUGUUGCUUCUCGGUUUGGUCCAGAAUUUUUUCAGACAAUGUAUUAGUCUCUCAAUCUAUCUUCCUUUCUAGGCAUCGAGACAGUCUGAUUUAUGGUUGAAGUAUGGAUUCAUCUGUUCCUGCCAGCGAUGCAGCGCUUCUCCUGAAACGUACGUCGAUCAUGUCCUCAGCGUGAGUUCUUCCAAACAUCUCAGAAAUUCCUGAAGUUCUCUGAGAGAUGAUCUCAACUUGAAUUCACUUGACGAGGGUGGAGAUUGACUGGGGUUCCUAUUUUCAGGGAAUUGAAUCCAUCCAAUGUUCUGCAAGUCCGGAUUCAGACCGGAGACAGCAGAAGGGCCAGGAAGCAGAUGAACAAGCUGAUUUACUGGACCAGGUUGUGAUGAAUUACUUGUCGGCCGGAAACCCCAAAAUCUGCUGUGCGGAGAUCGAAGAGAUGCUUUCCGGGGGUUUCGGAGGCGGUAAGUUGCAGCCCCUCCAUCACCUGUCUCUGAAAGCCUACACGGCGCUGGCUUCCAUUUACAGAGUCCGAGGUCGUGGCGAUGGUGGAGGAGAUGCCGUACCAGGAGGCCCUGAGAUGGCAAGGGCAGCUGCCGCCUACGCGCUGUUACUUGCCGGUACUACACAUCACCUUUUUCUAUCUGAUCCAUCUCUAAUGGCGACCGCAGCACAUUUUUGGGUCAACGCCGGGGAAUCCUUUCUCUCUCUAACUCACUGCCCAACGACCGGCUGGAUCAAUCUGCCAGAGUUUGAUACCAUCUUCCUCCCGGGUGAGUCGUCUUUGCCGUGGGACGAGUUCAGAGGGACGUCUUUCAAAUUUGUAGACUGCGUCUCGAGGAUUGCUUCGAAGGUGUGGGCGGAUAUGGUCUCUGGGAUCCGGUGCCUCAGUGAGAUUAAGAGCCCCGUUGACUUCAGAUGGCUCGGAGAGAAGAACAUGCCCCACGAGAGUCUUGGUGCCUGUGGAGCUCCGGAUUCUUACAGUGGAGAGGGAAGGUGCGUGGGGUGCAGAUGCGAAGUAGAUGAUGGCGUUGAAGACGACAGCGGAACUGUUCGUCGGCUUGCAGUCCACUGCCUGGUUUAUGGUGGGUAUCUUGCAACACUCUGUUACGGCCCCCGCUCUCACUGCGUUGACCGCAUACGGAGUCUCCCCACCAGGUAG